AUGACGAGCUCCGUGGCAUCGUACGAGCAGCUGGUACGGCAGGUGGAGGCCUUGAAGGCCGAGAACAGCCACCUGAGGCAGGAGCUGAGGGACAACUCGAGCCACCUAUCCAAGCUGGAGACGGAGACGUCGGGCAUGAAGGAGGUGCUGCAGCAUCUACAGGGCAAGCUGGAGCAGGAGGCCCGCGUGCUGGUGUCCUCGGGGCAGACGGAGGUGCUGGAGCAGCUGAAAGCCCUGCAAAUGGACAUCUCCAGCCUGUACAACCUCAAGUUCCAGCCACCGGCCCUGGGCCCCGAGCCCCCCACCCGGAGCCCUGAGGGAAGCCCCCUGCACGGCUCCGGGCCCUCCAAGGACAGCGCUGGGGAGCCAAGCCGGGCCACCAUCCGCCUGCUGGAGGAGCUGGACCGGGAACGGUGCUUCCUGCUGAAUGAGAUCGAGAAGGAGGAGAAGGAGAAGCUAUGGUAUUACUCCCAGCUGCAAGGCCUGUCCAAGCGCCUGGACGAGCUGCCGCACGUGGAGACGCAGUUCUCGAUGCAGAUGGACUUGAUCCGGCAGCAGCUGGAGUUCGAAGCGCAGCACAUUCGCUCGCUGAUGGAGGAGCGCUUCGGGACCUCAGACGAGAUGGUGCAGCGAGCGCAGAUCCGCGCGUCGCGCCUGGAGCAGAUCGAUAAGGAACUGCUGGAGGCACAGGACCGGGUGCAGCAGACCGAGCCCCAGGCCCUGCUGGCGGUGAGAUCAGUGCCCGUGGACGAGGACCCUGAGGUGGAGGUCUCCACGCAUACCAGCGAUGGCACCCCUCAGCCGGGCAACAGCAAGGUGGAGGUGGUGUUCUGGCUGCUGUCCAUGCUGGCAACACGUGACCAGGAGGACACCGCACGCACGCUGCUCGCCAUGUCUGGCUCGCCCGAAAGCUGCGUGGCCAUGCGCCGCUCCGGCUGCCUGCCACUGCUGCUGCAGAUCCUGCACGGCGCCGAGGCCGGCAAUGGCUGCCCUGGCUGUGCCUGGGGCCGAGCGGAUGCUACCCCUGUCCCCAUUGAGCCACAGAUCUGCCAGGCCACCUGUGCGAUCAUGAAGCUGUCCUUCGACGAGGAAUAUCGUCGGGCCAUGAAUGAGCUGGGUGGGCUGCAGGCCGUAGCCGAGCUCUUGCAGGUGGACUUUGAGAUGCACAAAAUGACCCGCGACCCCCUCAACCUCGCCCUGCGCCGCUACGCCGGCAUGACCCUCACCAACCUCACCUUCGGGGACGUCGCCAACAAGGCCACUCUGUGCACGCGCAGGGGCUGCAUGGAGGCCAUUGUGGCCCAGCUGAGCUCGGAGAGCGAGGAGCUCCACCAGGUGGUGUCCAGCAUCCUGCGGAACCUGUCGUGGCGCGCCGACAUCAACAGCAAGAAGGUGCUGCGGGAGGUUGGCAGCGUGACGGCCCUCAUGCAGUGCGUCCUUCGGGCCACCAAGGAGGCCACCCUGAAGAGCGUGCUCAGCGCCCUGUGGAACCUGUCGGCGCACAGCACCGAGAACAAAGCGGCCGUCUGCCAGGUGGACGGCGCCCUGGGCUUCCUGGUGAGCACGCUGACCUACAAGUGCCAGAGCAACUCGCUGGCCAUCAUCGAGAGUGGCGGCGGCAUUCUGCGCAAUGUGUCCAGCCUCAUCGCCACCCGCGAGGACUACAGGCAGGUGCUUCGUGACCACAAUUGCCUGCAGACGCUGCUACAGCACCUGACGUCCCACAGCCUGACCAUCGUCAGCAACGCCUGCGGCACACUCUGGAACCUGUCGGCCCGCAGCCCACGCGACCAGGAGCUGCUCUGGGACCUGGGCGCCGUGGGCAUGUUACGCAACCUGGUGCACUCCAAGCACAAGAUGAUCGCCAUGGGAAGCGCCGCCGCCCUGCGCAACCUGCUGGCCCACCGGCCUGCCAAGUACCAGGCGGCGGCCACAGCGGUGUCGCCGGGCUCCUGCGUGCCCAGCCUGUACGUGCGCAAGCAGCGGGCGCUCGAGGCCGAGCUGGACGCUCGGCACCUGGCGCAGGCGCUCGACCACCUGGACAAGGAGGGGCUGCCCGAGCCCGCGCCCGCCACCAAGAAGCCGCUGGUGCCCCUGCGGCACCUGGACGGGCUGGCCCAGGACUAUGCCUCAGAUUCGGGCUGCUUCGAUGAUGAUGAUGCGCCCUCCCUGGCGGCUGGAGCCAGCGCCUCCACCGAGGCUCCCAGCCCGGCCGUGCUGUCCCUUUUCCUGGGCAGCCCCUUCCUGCAGGGCCAGGCGCUGGCCCGCACCUCGCCCGCCCGCCGUGGCCCAGAGCCUGACCAGGAGGUGGGCAGCGGGGAGGUGGCCGUGGCGGCCAAGGCCAGGCUGGCGCUGGCUGUGGCUCGCAUCGACCGGGCCGGCCGCUCCACCUCCUCCAGGCAGGCCUCUGGGCAGCGGCCUAGGGCGGGGGGCAUCAGCCAGAAUGCAGAGGAAGCCCGUGGAAAGGGCCGGAUCCAUGCAGGCCUGGAGCUGCCCCUUGGCCGCCUGCCCAGUGCCCGCUCAGACCAAGAUGGGCCUUGCCUGGGCCGGGCACGUGGGGACGGUGGCCUGCAGUCGCUAUGCCUCACCACACCCACCGAGGAGGCCGUGUACUGCUUCUACAAUGACUCUGACGACGAGGGGCCGGCCACAGCGGCCAAACCCCCCCGGCGGGCGGCGGCGAUCCCCCGGGCCCUGAAGAGAGAGCGUCAGGUGGGCACGAAGGCUGCACCCAAGGCUGUGCCCAAGGCUGCACCACCUGCCCUGCCACCCCCCCGGGCACACCCCAGCCUCAUUGCCGACGAGACACCGCCCUGCUACUCGCUGAGCUCUUCCGUGAGCUCCCUGAGCGAGCCGGACCCGGAGCAGCCAGCCAGCCAGCCCUGCGGCCGGGGUUCAGCAGUCUGCAAGAACUCAGAGGUGGCCAGUGGGCAUGGUGGCGCGUCACCCGGCCCACGGGCUGAGGAGGAGCUGCUGCGAAGCUGCGUCAGCUCAGCCAUGCCCAGGCGCCGGACACCAGCGUCUGGAUCCCGGCAGCAGAAGCCCCGAGCAGCCCAGCCAACAGCCGAGGUGGCCCGGGAGCGUGGAGAGGAGGCAGCCGGCUCGGACCGCGGUGCCUCGGACCUGGACAGCGUCGAAUGGCGGGCCAUCCAGGAGGGCGCCAACUCCAUCGUCACCUGGCUGCAUCAGGCGGCAGCCGCCGCGGCCACCCGCGAGGCCGAGUCCGACUCGGUUCCGUCCUACACAUCAACGCCCAACGCAGAGAGGAAGCGGCGGCGGCCAGGGGCGGAGGGCCUGGUGGGCAGCGCGAGGCGGCCGGAGAGACGAGCCGUGGCUGAUCGCGGUGGCGCCGAGCAGCCGCGCGGCGCUCAGAAGGCGGCGUCCGGCGUCCCAGCCGUGCUGCGGGGAAGGACAGUCAUUUACAUGCCCAGCCCGGCACCCCGGGGACAGUUCAGAGGCGCUCCCGGACCCCGCGCCGCCCCGCGGAAGACGGGGCCGCCGAGCCCCGUGCAGCCAGCCGCCCCGGCCCCGAACCCCGGCUCACAACAGCGCUCCCGCAGCCUGCAUCGGCCAGGCAAGAUCUCAGAGCUGGCGCUGCGCAGUCCCCCGCAGAGGAGCGCCACGCCGCCCGCGCGCCUGGCCAAGACGCCCUCGCCUGGUUCUUCGCAGAGCUCCCCUGCCGACAUGGGGGCCCUUCUGGGCUGCUGGAUACUGGGGCUGCCCACCGCAGGAGAGCGAACUGCAUUGGCCACGGGACAGGGCCAGCCUGUCAGCUGGGUGCUGCACACGGGAGCCUGUAAUUACAGCGUCUGUAAUUACGGCACCGGGUCCCCAGAAGCAGAGUCCACCAUGGUCAACUGCACUGACCUGCAGCCAGCCAGGUCUGAGUCCUCCAGCCGCUUCCUGGCGCGGCCAAUCUCCAGAGCAGGGAGCAGCCGCCAGCCGCCUGCAGCCACAGGCGGGGAUGAUCUGGGCCAUGGUGCCCACUACAGUCCACCCCUUACACAGCUCAGCCCCAUGGCUUCUCCCACGUAG
Molecule: messenger RNA, 4035 nt
Organism: Trichechus manatus latirostris (Florida manatee)
Lineage: Eukaryota; Metazoa; Chordata; Mammalia; Sirenia; Trichechidae
Gene: APC2
Product: APC regulator of WNT signaling pathway 2
Exons: 20
Coding region: 1-4035 (1344 amino acids)
Biological process (GO): cell fate specification; Wnt signaling pathway; pattern specification process
Cellular component (GO): cytoplasmic microtubule; catenin complex; beta-catenin destruction complex
Molecular function (GO): gamma-catenin binding; microtubule binding; beta-catenin binding
Source: RefSeq, a predicted model, not a curated record